AUGGCGGGGCAGCAGGCGCUGCUUCUAGUCGGAUUCCUACUGCCUGGCCUCCUCCUCUCAGAGGCUGCCAAAAUCCUAACUCUGUCCCUGGUGGGUGGAAGCCAUUUUCUACUGAUGAAUCGGGUCUCUCAGAUUCUUCAAGAUCAUGGUUGUAAUGUCACCAUGCUUCUCCAGAGAGGAAAUUUAUUGCCACCAGGUUUUACAGAGGAGGAGAAAUCAUACAAAGUUAUUAACUGGUUUCUACCUGAAGACGAUAACAAAGAAUUUAAGAAGUCUUUUCAUUUCUUUAUGGAAGAAACUUUUGAGGGCAGAAGCACAUUUGAACACGUUUUAGCUAUUUUGGAGCAACUAGGGCUUCCGUGCAGUCAUUUGCUAGGGAGAAAUGAUACUAUGAAUUCUUUAAAGAAUGAGAACUUUCGGGCUUCCCUGGUUAUCUCUGUGCCUAGGCACCCUCACGUCCACCUUUUUGUCACCCAUGGUGGGAUAAAUAGUGUCAUGGAGGCCAUCCAACAUGGCCUGCUCAUGGUGGAGAUUCCCCUCUUUGGAGACCAGCCUGAAAACCUGCUCCGAGUAGAUGCCAAAAAUUUCGGUGUCUCCAUCCAGUUAAAGCAGAUCAAGGCUGAGACAUUGGCUCUGAACAUGAAGCAAGUCAUAGAGGACAAGAGGCAGAAAUCUGCCAUGGUCGACACCAGCAUCAUGAAGCGCUCCCACCCCCUGACCCCCAGCCAGCGGCUGGUGGGCUGGAUCAACCACAUCUUGCAGACAGGGGGUGCGGCUCACCUCAAGCCCCACACCUUCCAGCAGCCGUGGUGGGAGCAGUACCUGCUGGAAGUCUUGUUGUUCCUGCUAGUGGUCACCCUGGGCACCUCGUGGCUCUGUGGGCAUCUGCUGGGCCUGGUGGCCGGGUGGCUGUAUGGGACCAGGAAGCUGAAGAAGGCCUGA
Messenger RNA from Globicephala melas (long-finned pilot whale), 942 nucleotides. NCBI's taxonomy places the organism in Eukaryota, Metazoa, Chordata, Mammalia, Artiodactyla, Delphinidae. The record is from RefSeq and is a predicted model, not a curated record.